UGAACAAAUGUGUUUAAGUUCUUUCAUAAUUUCCCAAUCAACACAAUAUAGGUUCGGCUCGUUAACGUUUGCUUUGUCUUUGAGUUCCUCUACCGAAUUUUUAGUGGCCAUGUGUCGACACUUUCACUAAUUGGGAGCCUCAUCUGCAGCCUUUAAUUUGAGCAGUUGAAUAAUUUUGUUACCUCUUUCUAAGUAGUUGUUUCAAAGAAAUAUAGCACAAUGCGGACACAGGACCUCUUCAUAGCAUGCGCAGUGCCAAUGGCUUGACAGGAAUGAUUGUGAUUGCUGAUUGAAGAAAUUUCCUCAGGAUGGCUUCCAGGUCCUGCUACUGCAUGUUGAAAGAGGCUUGGAGAUGGGGAAGGCUGACCACUCCAAAGUCCUUACAUCCAAUCAACUCAUUCUUUAUUAGCCACUCAUUUUCUUUAUUAGCAAGAUUGUCUUCAGAGAGUUCCUACACAGAAGCGCAAAACAUAUUUCUCAUGGGGCCACCAGGGGCUGGAAAAACAACAGUGGGGAGGAUAGUCGGCUGUAGAUUGGGUCUCCCAGUUAUAGAUGUUGAUGAUGACAUUCUUGAGGAGAAAUGGAAGAUGCCAGUGGCCAAAAAGCUGUCAGAGGUGGGCAGUGAACGGUUCCUAGAGGAAGAGGGUGAGGCUUUGUCCGACUUUUCCGCCGUUGGCAGCGUCGUCUCAUUGACUGGGUCCAACCCCCUACACUCGGGGACAAUGCAGCGGUUGAAGAGCAGUGGUGUGGUCAUCUACCUGGAUGUGGACACAGAGGACAUCAUGCAGAGGCUGUCCAGGAUGAAAGUGAACAGGAUCGUGGGCCAAGGUCCCGAUGUCUCCAUGAGGGCCAUUUUGCAGUAUAGGCAGCAGUUUUACAAUCGUUGUUUUGAUACGAGGGUGCUUUGUGGAUCUGGAGACACCGCUGAUGAGGUGGCAGAAAAAGUACUUCAGGCUCUGAGGAGGUACCAGAAUUCAGAAUCUGAAACCUUUGUCUCAACCAGAGGCUGCCUUUCAAAAGGGACUGAAUCAGCUAGUGAUGCUAAGUACUUCAGCGAUGUUGUCAUUGAAGGUUUAGCCCCUGAUGGCGGGCUGUAUGUGCCUAACAGAGGGUUCCCAAAGCUGGAAACAUGCGAUUGGCUGAGGAUGGUAGGCAUGUCAUAUCCAGAAAGGGCUGCGAUCCUGUUGGAGAAGUGCAUACACCCUUUGGAUGUACCUGCUGCCCAGCUACACAGUAUGGUGCACAGAGCAUAUGGAGAGAACUUUGCCUGUGCAUCGAUCGCACCAGUGAGGCACCUCAUCAACAAUCAGUAUGUGCAGGAGCUCUUCCAUGGCCCCACUGCCUCCUUCAAGGAUCUGGCUUUGCAGCUGAUGCCACAGCUCUUUGCCUAUUGCCUUCCCCAGAUGUGUAACUACUUGAUACUUGUGGCCACAUCUGGGGACACAGGAAGUGCUGUGCUGAAUGGCUUCAGCAGCCUUAGCGAUGCAGACAGGCAGAGAGUCGGUGUGCUAGUGUUCUUUCCUGAGGAGGGAGUGAGCGAGAUUCAGAAGCGACAGAUGACAAGUUUUGGAGAGGGCAAUGCAAGAGCUGUUGGCGUGGGCUCUGACUUUGAUUUCUGCCAGAGGACUAUCAAGCGGAUGUUUGGUGACACUGGUCUGACUGGGCACUUGGCAGUGGAGUAUGCCACCUUGCUGAGUACUGCCAACUCAAUCAACUGGGCCCGCUUGCUACCACAGGUUGUGUACCACUCCUCGGCCUACCUGGACCUGGUCAGCGAUGGUGUGGUUGGGUUUGGGGACCCCGUUGAUGUGUGCAUCCCCACCGGGAACUUUGGAAAUGCCAUGUCUGCCGUGUAUGCAAAGCAGAUGGGAAUCCCCAUAAGAAAAUUAAUCUGUGCUUCAAACCGCAACAAUGUAGUGGCAGACUUCAUUGCCACAGGCGAGUACGAUCUCCGCGGCAGGCCACUUGUGGCCUCCGACUCUCCUGCCAUAGACAUCCUAAAAUCCUCCAACCUCGAAAGAUUCCUAUUUCAUGCUUCGGAUCGGGAUGGCCAGCUCAUUCAGGACCUGUUCUCCAGCUUAGAAAAAGAGCAGUAUUUCAAAGUGCCAGGCGCUUUACUUGAGAGGAUACAGCGUGAUAUCCUGGCAGGCUGGUGUUCCGAAGCAGAGUGUUUGGCAGCCAUCCGUGAGAUGCACUCGCGCACAGGCUACAUACUUGACCCCCACACGGCUGUCGCCAAGGUGGUGGCGGACCGGCUCCAGGACAGAACAUGUCCGGUUGUCAUCUCCUCCACCGCGCACCAUGGCAAGUUCGCACCCGCAGUUCUCCGGGCCCUCGAGCUGCAGUGUCCCACAGGGACUCCUCUGGACCAGCUUGACCGUCUCGGCUCAUUCAGAUCCAGGCCACUUGCACACAAUGCCCUGCUGAAGUGCCUGAGGGAAAGUGGGAACAGUCCUCAUCUUGUGUGCCCGGCUGAUGUCAGUAUACUGGUGGAUCAAGUGGAAGCCAUGAUACAGGAAUCAUUCUGCAAAGUUUAUUAGAUUUGGUUACUUAUUUUUUCAAUCAAGUAAAGAAAUAUAUACGAGGUGUACUACACACCACUGCAUUCUGGUCCUCCACUGAUCAAAGCAGUGCAGUAGGUCUUCUUUCGUUAGUUGUCUCAGACGCUCCGUUAUUUUCUUCUUCACUUCUGGAACAGACUCGAAAUGGGUUCCCUUGAGUGCAGACUUGAUUUUAGGGAAAAGAAAAAAUGGUGCUAGAUCAGGUGAAUAGGGAGGGUGGUCAAGUACUGCGAUAUCGUGUGGCUAUUAAAAUCAAGUCUGCACUCAAGGGAACCCGUUUCGAGUCUGUUCCAGAAGUGAAGAAGAAAACAACGGAGCUUCUGAGACAACUAAUGGAAGAAGACCUACUGCACUGCAUUGAUCAGUGGAGGACCAGAAUGCAGUGGUGUGUAGUUGCAGAAGGGGAAUAUAUUGAAGGGGAAAGUAAUUGAAAUUGAAAUUUUCUACAUUAAAAUUGAAUUACAGCAUUAGUCUCAUUAUUUAAUAGCCACACCUCGUAUAUAUUUUGGUGUAGGCAAUGUAGACUUGUUGUUUUUCACUAGAAACUUACUGAGAAGGAAGCACAGUAUCCUCAGCAAUCAACUUCUAAAUUUGGUUGGGUUUAGAAUUUUCACUCUGAAGAUGACCAUUAUAGCCAUUUGGAUGGUGAGUCCAUAUCAUCUGGCUGAGUUUCUGUAAGGUUACUGUUGAGCCUGGUUUAAUCCACAAUAAAUAACGGAUGUCUCUGCUACAUUAGAAACUGUAAUCUUACAUGGCCACUAGAUGGCAGGUUUCCUUCUGUGUGCCAGGCAAAACCACACACACUGGAUUGUAAAUAGCUCUCGCUCAGAGCCUUGAAAAUAGGGGUUCAUGUUUACAGUAUUUAAGGGUUAUAUUGGACAGUACUAUAUUAUUGAAAUGUAUUUUCCCACCCGGAAUGGGUUAUCUAUCUUGUCUACAUAAAAAAAGCCCUAUAUUCCUAUAUAUAUAUAUAUUUAAACGCACACGCACACACACACACACACAGUAAGUGUUGUAAUGUUUGGGACAACGCCAUAUUUUUUUCUUUAUUUAGCUCAGUACUCCAUAAGUUUAGAUUUGUAGUUAAACCAUUCAUAUGCGGUUAAAGUGCAGAUUCUAAGGUUUUAUUAAAGGGUAUUUUAAUACAUUUUGGUAUCACCAUGCAGAAAUAACAGCCCUUAAUACAUUGCCCUGCCAUUUCAGGGCAUCAUAAUGUUUGGGACAAAUGGGUUCACAGGUGUACACAAGUAGAAAGCUUUCAAUAUCUAGUCUUGAGUCUAGACUUUUGAUUGCCUUUGUAGUCCAUUAGGGCAUUUGUCAGCAUAAGGACCAGAGUUGUGCCAGUGAAAGUCAAGGAACCCAUUAUGAGGCUGAGAAAUAUGAAACAA
Anguilla anguilla (European eel) is the source of this 3949-nucleotide messenger RNA. RefSeq names its product threonine synthase-like 1. Gene Ontology annotation, cellular component: cytoplasm. Gene Ontology annotation, molecular function: pyridoxal phosphate binding. Gene Ontology annotation, biological process: amino acid metabolic process. Bases 309 to 2540 code for a protein of 743 amino acids. The transcript is spliced from 2 exons. NCBI's taxonomy places the organism in Eukaryota, Metazoa, Chordata, Actinopteri, Anguilliformes, Anguillidae. The record is from RefSeq and is a predicted model, not a curated record.